This is a messenger RNA of Pocillopora verrucosa, 3276 nucleotides long. The record is from RefSeq and is a predicted model, not a curated record. Lineage: Eukaryota; Metazoa; Cnidaria; Anthozoa; Scleractinia; Pocilloporidae.
AUGGCGGACACCAGUAAACCAGACCAAGACCUGACUAGCGGAGGAGAAGACUUGCCGCCUUCUACGAAAGAAAAACCACCAGACGUUGUAAUCGAACAGGAAAAGGAAAGCAAGAAAGAUGGGAGCGCAGUAAGUACCGCUAGUGGUAAAAUUCAAUCGUUACGUAAUAACAAGAAGUCAGCCAAGACUAGACUUACGAAAGCAAAGAAUCAGUUGAGUGAUCUACUGGGAAGUAACACAGUAACAGGAACUUUGCCGAGUAAAAACGCUGUUCGGAGAGCCAUUAACAAAAUCAAAGCAGAAUUAACUCUUAUUGAAAAAAUUGUCGCCAGUCUUAAAGAAGUUUUUGCACUGAAUGAAAUUGCAGAGGCAGAUACAAUUAUUGAGUCACUUGACAAAGAGGCGGAUGAGAUAGUAGCGUCAGUUGACAAGGUUAUUGAGAAUGCUGAAAGACACGUGCAAGAAAGACUAGACAAGGGAGAGGAAGAGUCAGUUCUGCUUUCAAAUAAGUCACAGGCAAGUGAUGAUAAAGUCUCCUUAGCAUCAUCGUACGUAAAACAAAAACAGUUGGAAGCAAAACAGGCCAGUGAACGCCUUGCUCAAGUAGAAGAAGAGCAAAAACAAAAAGAGUUAGAGCUUGAAAAAAUAACUGCCGAAGUUCAGCUAGCCAAACAGUGGGCUGAAGAAGCAAGGAAGGUUGCUGCUCUGAAUAAACUGAGAGCAGAUGCAGCAGAGCGAGAGUCUGGCUUACUCAAUAAGGAUGACACUUCACUGGGCAUCUCCCUUUCCCCUGAUCUAGUUUAUGAAAAGAAUGCCUGUGGACCUGGCCAGUACCCUGGAAGACUAGUACAAAGGAGCUUACCUGUCAAGCUGAAAGGUGUCGAUCUCCCUAAGUUCUCAGGAGAAGAUAAAGCUGAUUACGAGCCUUGGAGGGCUGCCUUUAUGUCUAUUGUUGAUGGAAUGGAUAUUCCUGUUGGUGAAAAAGUGUUACUUCUUCAAAGCAGUUUGACCGGAAAGGCCCUGACAUUGGUGAAAGACCUAGGAUACUCUAUCAAUGCCUACGAAAGAGCAAAGGAAAAACUCGAAAAGAAGUAUGGAGGGGAGAGGCGUUUGCAAAUUAAACACUUGACUGCUCUGCGUGGAUGGCAAAAAGUUCGACCCCAAAAUCUAGAAGAUAUGGAGAACUUUCAGGGUAUACUGGAAAGAGUUUGGAUAGCGCUGAAAGACUGUGGUCCAGGGCAAGAACUUCAAGGGCACAAUCUGAACCUCACAGCAAAGGAAAAGCUUUCAGAGGAGGAUGUGCAGGCUUACAAGCAUUGGCUUAUCGGUCAUUCCCUAGAAGACAGCUUCGAGUCACUCAUAGAAUGGGUAAAGAUCCGAGUGCAGAUUAUGGAAGAAGCAAGGGAAGAGACGAGUGGGUUCGGGAAAAGAAAAUCUGAUGAGCCAGAAGGACGAAGAAAUGGUUUUCGAAGUGAUCGAGUUCGUGGCAGAACCUUCAACACCAAAUCGAAGUCAAGAAGCUGUAUUGUGGAGACAUGUAAGCAGAACCAUCCUCCAUGGGUUUGCAAAGCCUUCAAAGAGUUACCUGUUCCAAAGAGAAAGGAGCUGAUUGGAAGUGCCAAGCGUUGUUACCGUUGUCUAGCUGCUGGUCAUCACAGCAAGGAAUGCCCUAACAAGAGGCGAUGUGGAGUUGACGGAUGUCUCAGUGCUCAUCAUAGCAGCUAUCUUCACGAAAAUACUUCCCAUCAACCGACGGACAGAUCACAAAGCCAACUACAUGUGGGCGCCUUGCCUUUCCGACCAGACAAACAGGCAAAUCCAGAAUCUAGAACCCUACAGAAUUCAGGAGCAAGCAUGAAUGACCCGGCACCUCGAGAGCAGACACACAAUACUAGCCAUGCUGAACAUGUGUCUUUGAUGAUUCUCCCAGCUCUGAUCAGCAAUGGAAAUAAAGGACUGAGGCUAGAGUUACAUGGACAGGAGUUGAAUCUGACAAUCGCAGGAACAGGAGGAGUAGAAGUCAAGACACGUUCACGCAGGGUUGAACUUACCGUGACAAACCUAGAUGGUACCUUUUCAAGUCCGUUGCAGGCCCAUGUCCUUGACAACAUUGCCGGCGAUACUCCAGCUAUUCGCUGGUCAGAACUGAAGGAUAAGUGGCCCCACCUUCGCCAAGUGCCAUUCAAAAGUGUAUCAAGAUGGCGUCAGAUUGACAUCGUGAUUGGCAGUGAUCAUCCAGUCUUUCAUCAUGUACUGAAGGAAGCUUGUGGUGACCAACCAAAUGACCCCAUUGCGCGUUUGACAAAUUUGGGCUGGGUGUGCUUUGGUCCUACAUUGGUGGAAGAAUUCCGGCGUAACACUCAUUCCCACUUCACACGCACGUACCGCAGCAGUCAAGUCAAUAAGCCACCGCCUCCUGAUGACAUUCUGCCUGCAUUUUGGGAACUCGAAUCCCUAGGGAUCAUGGACAAGUCUGAACAACGGAUGACAGCAGAAGAGAGAGCGGCAGUCACUCAAGUAUCUGAGACACUGGAGGUCAGGAAUGGGCGAUACAAAAUAGGAAUCCCCUGGAAAGAAGGCGAACCAAAGUUCACUAACAAUUAUGAUGUAGCUAUCGUGCGACUCAAAAGCCAGGAGAAGUCCCUCAAGCGAAAAGGCCCAGAGGUCAUGGAAGUCUACAACAAGAUCUUUCAAGACUAUGAGAAAAAGGACUACAUUCGUCAAGUACCCCAAUCUGAAGUUGAAAAGCAAUGGUUUCUCCCCCACUUUCCAGUGGUCAAAGAAGACAGAGUCACGACAAAAGUGUGCGUGGUCUUUGAUGCUGCGGCAAAGCAUCAUGGAAAGAGCUUGAAUGACGCCAUAUGGCCGGGACCAAAGCUUCAAAGAGACUUGGUUGAUGUGCUGACACGUUUUCGUCGUGCACCUGUAGCCCUGUCAGCUGACAUUUCUGAGAUGUUCUUACAAGUUGAACUGCAAGAGAAAGACCGUCCAUAUCACCGUUUCCUGUGGUGUGACUUCAACACUUCAAGAGAGCCUGACGUGUAUGAGUUUCAGCGACUGUUGUUUGGAAACACUGCUUUGCCAUUUUGUUCCCAGUAUGUUCUUCAGACCUAUGCCAAGACGCACGCUUUAGACUUUCCUCAAGCAGCAAGCACCGUUGAAGACUCAAUGUAUGUGGAUGAUGUACUAGACUCCUGUGAGAUAGUUGAGAGUGCUCAACACCUGCGACGCCAGCUGUCUACCCUUUUGGCCAUGGCAGGCUUCAAGUUAAGGUAG